This is a messenger RNA of Epinephelus moara (kelp grouper), 1881 nucleotides long. It is a transcript of the gene phax, whose product is annotated as phosphorylated adaptor for RNA export. Gene Ontology annotation, biological process: snRNA export from nucleus. Gene Ontology annotation, cellular component: nucleus. The transcript has 2 exons. Lineage: Eukaryota; Metazoa; Chordata; Actinopteri; Perciformes; Serranidae. The record is from RefSeq and is a predicted model, not a curated record. The coding region runs from base 202 to 1413 and encodes 403 amino acids.
GGGUCUGACAGUGGGACGGCGGAAGUGUGGCUUUAGCCUAGCGCGAAUUUUCUUCUAUUUUCUUCAGAGAUCUCAAGUUUGACUAUUGAUUGACAGCCUCCUCAUUUUAGUUCACAGUGAGUGGAAGAGCCAAAUAAAGCAAAUAUACAUUUCACGCAGAGCAGAGGGUCAACCGCCGUGUCAGAUAUUUGAAGGCAAGAAAUGGCGCAUGACGGAGAUCUAAUGGACGGUGAUCUGGAAGAUGGAGAGAUCUCCGGGUCUAACUCGGAUACUGAAAUGGGAACCGCCGCCGCAGCACCAGCUCGACCCCAGGUUCCUCCAGCGUUUAGCGGCCAGUCCUUCCAGAACAGAGCCGCUGCCCAGCAUCCAGCCGCCGCCUACCGCAGCACCAGUAGGACGGUGGAGUCCAGCGACAGUGACCUGGACUCUUCGGACGAGGAGGCGGCUGUUUGGCGCCGGAAACGCCAGAAAGUAUCCAGUGCUCCCCAGCCGCCUGCCUGUACCGCCCGGCCAGAGCCGACCCGCAUGCCCGUCCCCGGCGCCCUGGGAGGCCGCAAAGUGAACAACAUUUGGGGCUCUGUGGUCCAGGAGCAGUGUCAGGAUGCCGUAGCUGCAGAGCUGGGCAUAUUUGGUAUGGAAGGUGAAGUUAGCAUGUCCAGCAGAAAUGUGGAGACUUAUAACUUUGUCCUGGCCCGUAAGAUGAUGGAGAAGGAGAGGGAGAUGGAGAAAGAGUCGAAUGAAGGAGAGGAGAACAUGCUGGACGCCCAGCUGGAGGAGUACAUGAGGGAGAGGGGAGGAGGUGAUGCAAAGAGGAAGAGGCCAGCUAAAGAGAGACUAGGCCCCAGGGCUGAGAUGGACAUCAAGGGUCGGUAUGAGAUCACAGAGGACGACCCUGAGGAUAAGGUGACGGAUGAAAUCGCACACAGGCUGCAAGAGCCUAAAAAAGACCUGAUAGAGCGCGUUGUUAAUGUCAUUGGUAAGAAAAAAGCCAUAGAGCUGCUCGGAGAGACUGCAACACUGGAGGAAAGUGGUGGUGUGUACACCAUGGACGGCAGCAGGCGACGGACACCUGGUGGGGUGUAUCUCAACCUGCUGAAGAACACACCCAGCAUCAGUAAGUCCCAGAUCAAGAAGAUAUUCAUUGAGGAACAUCAGAAGGAGUGCAAGAAUAAGAAGGCUGCCCAGAAGAGGAGGCGGCACAUGGUGGCCAAGAAGAUGAAGCAGGCCAUCGGCACGCUGAACCUGCAGGAGCACGAUGAUGUCUCCAGAGAGACUUUCGCCAGUGAUACCAAUGAGGCCUUGGAGUCAUUGGAGGAGGCUGCAGAACAGGAAGAGGAGGGUCAGGAGGAAGCUGCUGUGGGCACUGAGGAGACACCAGUGGUCUACAACGCUGUAGACCUGGAGGUCUUCUAAUGGUUGUCUGAACUCUGGGAGGUUUAAACAGGGACAUUUAAGAUUAAAGUCAAACGCAACACUGAAAGCACUGUACAAGCACUGUCUCUGCUGAGUACAGAAUCUCACCUGAGUGUCCUUUUUUUUUUUUUUUACCUUAGUAAUAAAAGGAGAGAUUUUGUUAACAGAAAUAUGGGUUUUGUUUGGUACAGCGUGGAUUUGUAAACACAAUUAAACCUUCUGCAAGUUAGUGUGAUUUGUGAUAAAAAUGUUGUUUUCCUUUAAAUCAAAUUCUUGAUGAUCAAAAACUCACCUAAGUUGUUGAGGCGUAUUGGAGUAAGUGAAGCACUCUUGUUGAUUUUGAAAUAUAGUAACUUUCUUUGUUGUAAUUUCCAUCUGGAAAUAAUGAGGUCUUGAUAUAUUAAAUUAAUUUCUGUGAUUGUGGAAUAUAAAUAAAGGUGACUCGGGUAAAAUUACUUCAAACAGGAA